AUGGGCCGCCCGCCGCCGCCGCCGAUGCUGCUCCUCCCGCUCAGGCUGCUGCUCCUCCUGCUCCUCCUCCUGCUGCUCGGCCACACGCACCGCGGCGGCCCAGGGGCCAAGCCGUGCGACGACAGCCAGUUCCAGUGCCGGAACGAGCGGUGCAUCCCCGCCGUGUGGAAGUGCGACGAGGACGACGACUGCUCGGACAACAGCGACGAGGAGGACUGCCCCAAGAAGAUUUGCACGGAGACAGACUUCACCUGCAGGAAUGGCCACUGCAUCCCCAGCCGGUGGAAGUGCGACGGGGAGGAGGAGUGUCCCGACGGCUCGGAUGAGUCCGACCCCGCCUGCGCCAAGCAGGUGUGUCCAGCCGAGAAACUGAGCUGCGGCGGCAACCGCAACAAGUGCAUCCCGGCUUCGUGGCGGUGCGACGGCGAGAAGGACUGCGAGAACGGGCUGGACGAGGCCGGCUGCUCGGCCGGCUGCAGCCCCGGCGAGUUCCAGUGCAGCAACCGCAGCUGCAUCGCCCGCGUGUUCGUGUGCGACGGCGACGACGACUGCGGGGACGGCAGCGACGAGCGCAGCUGCCCGGGCCGCACGUGCGGCCCCCGCGAGUUCCGCUGCGGCGACGGCGCCUGCGUCCCCGAGCGCUGGCUGUGCGACCGGCAGGUGGACUGCGAGGACCGGUCGGACGAGGCGGCCCAGCGCUGCGGGGGCCCGGCGGGCCUCCCGGCCCCCGCCACCUGCGCCGCCCACGAGGUGCCCUGCGGCGGCGGCCAGUGCAUCCACCUCAGCUGGCUGUGCGACGGCGACCACGACUGCAAGGACAAGUCCGACGAAGCCAACUGCCCCCUGCGGACCUGCCGCCCGGAUGAGUUCCUCUGCGGGGACGGGAGCUGCGUGCCCAGGGCUAAACGCUGCAACCAGGAGCGCGACUGCCCCGACGCCAGCGACGAGGCCGCCUGCCUGAAGGAGUCCGCCUGCGCCCGGCCCACGGACUUCCAGUGUAGGAGCGGCGAGUGCAUCGACGGCAGCCGGGUCUGCGACACGCACGGAGACUGCCGGGACUGGUCUGACGAGCCCAUGAAAGAGUGCGGCUUGAACGAGUGCUCCCUCAACAACGGAGGCUGUUCCCACAUCUGCAAAGACCUGCGCAUCGGCUACGCCUGCGAAUGCCCGCCCGGCUACCAGCUGCUGGACAAGAAGACGUGCGGAGACAUCGACGAGUGUGAGAGCCCCGACGCCUGCAGCCAGAUCUGCGUCAACUACAAGGGCGACUACAAGUGCGAAUGCCACGAGGGCUACGAGAUGGACGCCGUGACCAGGACCUGCAAAGCCGUCGGCAAGAGCCCCUCCCUGAUCUUCACGAACCGUCACGAGGUCCGCAAGAUCGACCUGGCGAAGCGGGACCACUCCCGCCUCAUCCCCGUCCUCAAGAACGUGGUGGCCCUGGACGUCCAGGUGGCCACCAACAGGAUCUACUGGUGCGACCUCUUCUACCGUAAGAUGUACAGCGCCUACCUCGACAAAGCCAGUGACCCCGGAGAGCACGUGGUCCUGAUCGACAGCCAGCUGCACUCCCCCGAGGGCCUGGCCGUGGACUGGAUCCACCGGAACCUGUACUGGACGGACUCCGGCAACAAAACCAUCUCCGUGGCCACGGCCGACGGGAGCCGAAGGAAAACCCUCUUCAGCAGCAGCCUGAGCGAGCCCCGGGCCAUCGCCGUGGACCCCAUCCGGGGGUACAUGUACUGGUCGGACUGGGGCGACGAAGCCAAGAUCGAAAAGUCGGGGCUCAACGGGGCGGACCGUCAGGUGCUGGUUCUGGACAACAUCGCGUGGCCCAACGGCAUCACCCUGGAUCUGCUGAGCCAACGUCUCUACUGGGUGGACUCCAAGCUGCACCUCCUGUCCAGCAUCGACUUCAACGGGGGCAACAGGAAAGUCCUCAUUUUCUCCGUGGACUACCUAAGCCACCCGUUUGGGAUAGCGGUGUUUGAGGACAAGGUGUUCUGGACGGACCUGGAGAACGAGGCCAUCUUCAGUGCCAACCGGCUCAACGGGCUGGGCGUCACCGUCCUGGCCGAGAACCUCAACAACCCGCAUGACAUUGUUAUCUUCCAUGAGCUGAAGCAGCCGAAAGCCCCGGAUGCUUGCGAUCUGAGCUCCCAGACGAAUGGGGGCUGUGAGUACCUGUGUCUCCCGGCCCCCCAGGUCUCCAGCGGCUCCCCAAAAUACACCUGCGCGUGCCCCGACGGCCUGUGGCUGGGGCCGGACAGGAAGAGGUGCUACAGAGUGGCUCCUGCCGCCCCCGCUGCCUCCUCUCCAGCGGCAGUCCCGACCCCGGGGAGAGGCGCCUCCGCCACCACGCCCGCCCUCGAUGCCAGCCUGCUGCCCGGCGUCACGACGCCCCGGAACCCGCCACGAGAGGCCAGGGGCCCCGCUAGCCCGUCGGCCCCGGCCGUCCCGACUCCCGGAAACUACAGCGUCUCCAGGCAUGAUGGGAACGGAGCCGGCAAGUUGGACUCAGCCGUCGCGGCCGCCGUCACCGGGGCAGUGGUCCCCAUCGUGGGGAUUGCCCUGCUGUGUCUAGGGGGAUACCUCAUCUGGAGGAACUGGAAACGGAAGAACACCAAAAGCAUGAACUUCGACAACCCUGUGUACAGGAAGACCACAGAGGACGAGGAUGAGGACGAGAUCCACAUCGGCCAAGCCGCCCAGAUUGGACACGUCUAUCCCGCGAGAGUGGCUUUAAGCCUGGAAGACGACGGGCUCCCCUGAGAUCAGACCCGACCUCCGGCCCCGCGUGACGAUCGCCGGCGUCGAACGGACUUCGGACAGCUGGACGGGCACAGGGAGUUCCUUUCAGGGAUAUUCUGACAGGGGAACGCCUUGGGUUUUUUUUUUAAAUCGUUCCUGUCGCCGAAAGGGAACCACAGAGUCACGAUGAACCGCCCACAUCCAAAGGAUGGGAGAGUUGUGUACAUAUAAUAUUUUAUACGUGGUCGGCCUGGCCGCGGUGGCCCCGACGGACGACGGGUGAGGCCCAGAACGGGGGCGCGACACUGGGAACUCUUCAGAGUCACUUUGAGGCUUUUGUAAAUAAGGCGGGGAGGCUUUGUGGCUAGCCAACCCCUUAAGUUAAAAGAGAGAGAGACAGGCCCCUCUAAUACCCCCCCCACACCUUGUAAACUAUUUAUUAACAUGUUUCAGAUACCAAAUUGGCUUGUAAAUACAUUAGGGAGGUGAGAUUAUUUAUUCUGAGGUGUGUUGAGCUCUCUGGGCCUAGGCCUGUGGGUCUGAGAGGAGGACACCUUUGGAGAUCAAGAACAUUAAACAUGCUUUUCGGCGAUGCGGCCUUGUUGGCCGGGCAGAGGCACUUUAAGCCUACGGGGCGGUUGUUUCGGAAAUCGGAGGCCGGUCGCUGGGGCCUGUCCUCAUUUAACUCCUUCCGGGCCUCCUGAUGGUCGGCGAACUCUUCACGCGAGCGGCCCGACACCCGUCCCCGUAGGAGCGAACCGGUGGCUUUCCGAACUUUCUCCCCCGGCCCGCGAAAACCCCGGGUGCUCGACUCCCCGCUUAGUAACUCGGGGCCCCGGAGGCUCGACUGCCUUUCAAGAAAGAGUUAACCAGCGCUUUCCAAGGGCCCAGCUUUCCCAGCAGAAAACGGCCGGGUCUUGGAGAAUACAGCUCAGGAAAUGGCAUCCGGAGGUGGUGAGGCUGAGUUUUUAACUUUCCCUGGCCCUGUACUGGAGAAGGAAACAAUUCCAUUUAACAGGAGUGGGUCUUCUCACCUCACUAUGGCCCGAGGCAGGUGACAUGAUCAAACUCGGUAUCCUAUUUGAAAGGAAAGAGACCACCCUGACGCGGCUAUCCAUGGGGAUUGGUUUACUGCUUUGUACAUAAGCGACGGGACUCUGGAUUUGUAUAUUUGUAAAGAUGCACUUCUCCACGGAAGCACUCCGUGCUGCCCGCGGGCCGUGGGGUUUCUUUUCUCUUUGUGAGAGUCUUUAUUAAUUGAUAACUUCAUGACACCGACCCAAGGAAUUAAGUCCCUGCACCUUGCACCCCCCUCGAGGGGCCGGGGGUUGAACUUUUCUCUAACGCUUCCGCUGUUUCCCCCUAUCAGGGACUCACCCAACGGUUCACGGAGGAUUUGGGGGAGAGGGAAGGGCUCAGAGAGUAGAGCGACAGAGCGAGGACGCCCUGCUUUGAGGUACCCAGUCGUGACGGACCCAUCGUGGCCGACCGAGAGGGUCUCGGAGCGAGAUGCGAGCCCGCCCCAAAGCCGUCGGCUCUCGUAAGCCCACUUUCUCAACCAUGCCGGAGCGAGACGCUUCCUCCUUCUACUCCGUCUCUUGGUUUUUCACGUACCUAGAAUACUUUAGGACCCGGGCACUUGGCUUUCAGUGUCUCUAGGCCUUCUCCCCAGCACGAAGGCUACAUCUGCCUUUUGGUUUAGCUCGUUCAAGCAGCGGAAGAGGUACAAUAAAUAAGGGACUAAGAGGGGGAGCAUUUAAGGGAACAGAAUCGCCACCGUCUCCUAUGGAGUGUAUUUAUUUAAUGUUGUGCAUGCAACGAUGGAAAAAGAAAGGAGGGUGGGAGUGGUGAGGAGGGAAAUAAGAAGAUGGAAAACCAGCGGUUCUCUUCCAAACCAAUCAGUGGUAUUUAUUGUACUAAGCACUUGGGAGAGUUCCAUCCACCGAAGUUCACGGUCUAGGCGGGGAGACGGUCGUUAAUAUAAAUCAGUAAUUUAUAAUAUAUAAUUUAUAGCUGUGAACAAACAACUGGAUUUCUCUGUCAGCUGCUUCCCAAACUGUCCAGUUUUCCCCAGCGACGGCAAGGAAGUCGGGAGAGCGAAUACCAGCUCCAUUUCCCGAAUCUCAACUUUACCCCGUCCCCGGGUGGAAAGGCGGCAGAACGACUGAUCGGUCGUUGGGUGGAUGUCCCGGGACUUGGAAUAACUCUAGAAAUCAAAACUCACAUGAUCCAGUGCUGGGAAACGCAUUCCACAACAGCCCGCUCAGCUUGCUGUCCUGUUUGAGGACGGGGCCUUCGGAAGCAGGCAGACAAUUCCCUGGUUGGA
Messenger RNA from Tachyglossus aculeatus (Australian echidna), 5077 nucleotides. It is a transcript of the gene LRP8, whose product is annotated as LDL receptor related protein 8. The coding region runs from base 1 to 2772 and encodes 923 amino acids. The transcript is spliced from 19 exons. The record is from RefSeq and is a predicted model, not a curated record. Gene Ontology annotation, molecular function: protein binding; calcium ion binding. NCBI's taxonomy places the organism in Eukaryota, Metazoa, Chordata, Mammalia, Monotremata, Tachyglossidae.